Molecule: messenger RNA, 1725 nt
Organism: Neoarthrinium moseri
Lineage: Eukaryota; Fungi; Ascomycota; Sordariomycetes; Amphisphaeriales; Apiosporaceae
Exons: 2
Coding region: 1-1725 (574 amino acids)
Molecular function (GO): copper ion binding; oxidoreductase activity
Source: RefSeq, a predicted model, not a curated record
AUGCAGUCUUUGCUAUCUUUCAAGGGCCUCGUGUCCAGCCUUCUUUUGAGUGGCCUCGUGACGGCUGCACCCGUCGUUGAUGAACUCAAACCUCGUGCAAGCACCUGCAACACGCCCCAGAACCGAACUUGCUGGCAGGAUGGGUUCGACGUCACGACAGACUAUGAGAAGUCCACGCCUUCUGGCGGUCAAAGAUCGUACAGCUGGACGGUAACUGAAGAGACCCAAUGGCAGGGUCCUGACGGCGUUGUCAAGGACUAUGUCCAGCUCGUCAACGGCCAGUACCCGGGGCCUACUCUGUUCGCGGAAUGGGGUGACACCAUCUCCGUGACUAUCACCAACAAGCUUCCUGUGAAUGGAACGUCUUUCCACUGGCAUGGUAUCCGGCAAUUCCAUACCAACAUCCACGACGGUGCUAAUGGAGUGACUGAAUGUCCCAUCCCACCGGGCCAUUCGCACACAUACACUUUCAAGGCCGAGCAAUACGGCACGAGCUGGUACCACUCCCACACUUCUGCUCAGUAUGGGAAUGGUGUUUGGGGACCCAUCCAGAUCGAUGGUCCAUCGUCGGACAAUUACGAAGUUGACCUCGGUGUUUUCCCUAUCAGCGAUUAUUAUUACGACAGUGCCGAUGACCUUGUUCUGCGAACCAUGGCAGGCGAGUUGCCACAUAGUGACAAUGUUCUGUUCAACGGAACCAACAUCAACCCCAAAGAUCCAUCCCAGGGAGAGUAUGCCGUCGUCAAGCUCACCAAGGGUCAGCGACACCGUCUCCGCCUUAUUAACCCGUCCGUCGAGAACAACUACCAGGUUUCGCUUGUUGGACACGAGUUCACCAUUAUCCAAACCGACUUCGUCCCCAUCACCACCACAACUGUCGACAACAUCUUUUUGGGUAUCGGCCAGCGUUACGAUGUUAUCAUCGAUGCCAACCAGGAUGUAGGCAAUUACUGGUUCAACGUGACCAUGUUCCCAAAUAGCUUGUGUGGUAACUCGGAGAACCUCCUGCCAGCCGCCAUUUUCCGCUACGAGGGUGCAACGGAGAGCAACCCCACCGUCGCCGGGCCCAAGCCAACGAACGCCAACUGCCAGGAUGUCACAAACUACGGUCCCGUUGUCCAGCGCAAGGCCGAAGAGGCUGCAUUGCUUGUCGACGCCGCCGAUCCGGAACACCAGAUCAACAUCGACUUCCAGACUGUGACGCCGGUGACGUGGUUCGUCAACAGCAGCGCCGUCAACGUGAACUGGGACAAGCCAGUGCUCCAGUAUGUCAUUGAUGGCAACACCAGCUACCCGCGGAGCGAAAACCUGAUCUUUGUCGACGAGAAGGAUGUUUGGACCUACUGGGUGAUCCAGAACCUGCGGAUUGUUCCACACCCGAUGCACCUUCACGGCCACGAUUUCUUGAUCCUCGGCCACGGCUCCGGCACGUUCAACACGGGUCUGUCCUCCUCGCUGCAGUGGGACAACCCAGGCCGCCGCGACGUGACCAUGCUUCCGGGCAACGGCUGGCUCGUCGUUGCGUUCCGUGCUGACAACCCCGGAAACUGGCUGUUCCACUGCCACAUCGCAUGGCACGUCAGCGGUGGUCUGAGCGCCGACUUCAUGGAGAGGCGCGAUGAGCAGCUCGCGUUCAUCAACGAUGCCGACCUGGCUGCUUUCAAUGAGAAUUGCGAGGCGUGGAGAGCUUCGGGUGCUCCCCCAAAGAUCGACUCUGGCCUCUAA